Messenger RNA from Rhodamnia argentea, 622 nucleotides. Its product is annotated as FCS-Like Zinc finger 3-like. The transcript is spliced from 3 exons. NCBI's taxonomy places the organism in Eukaryota, Viridiplantae, Streptophyta, Magnoliopsida, Myrtales, Myrtaceae. Bases 154 to 474 code for a protein of 106 amino acids. The record is from RefSeq and is a predicted model, not a curated record.
CGACGGCCUUCUCCUCCAUCUUCUUCUUCUUCUUCGUCACGGUUCUGGAGCUCUUUUCCUUCCUCUUGUAGUCCUGGACAACCCUCCGCAGCUCAGCUUCUCAAAGCAGCUCCUUGCUUAACCUCCCGCCGCCGCCGCCUCGGAUAGCGAUCGAUGGCCGCUUCGCCGAGGGCAGCGAUGCUGUACUACGCCGGGUGCGAGGAUCGCCACUGCGAGCCCCACUUCCUCCAGUCCUGCUUCCUCUGCAACAAGCGUCUCGGGUUCAACUCCGAUAUCUUCAUGUACAGGGGCGACACGGCGUUCUGUAGCAAAGAGUGCAGGCAAGAACAGAUAGAGAUGGACGAGGCGAAAGAGAAGAGCUGGAAGAGUUUGCCAUCGUCGUCUUCCUCCUCCUCCUCUAGGGCUUCGAGGAAAUCAGAGUCGACCAAGAGCAGCAACAAGGCCGUACGGACUGGCACAGUGGCGGUCGCGUGAGAUGAGAACCAUUCUUGAAAACCCUGUGAAGAUCCCCCAGGGAGAAUUCCUGGGGAUCUGUAUCUUAGAGCCCUUCGAUGUGUAAAGAGAUCGGUGGCAGGGUCAGAAUCUGGUUGGGAGAAGAAAUGGAUCGAGAAAAAAAAAAGGG